AUGGCGCCCAAGAAGAAGGGCGGCAAAACACAAGCUGAUGACUGGGAGGCUGAACUCGGUGAAUCUCCAGAUGCCCCACCCGAGGCCACCAAUAUUACCUCAGAAGAUGUCAACGGCGACGCUGAAGCGGCGAAUGGCGGAGGCGGGUUGCUCGCCGCGUUAAAGAAGAACAAAAACAAACGUGCAAAGAAGGGCAAACCUGUUGAUGACUUCCUGGAGGGAGAAGAUGCACCUGCCACCGACGAAGCUGCGGGAGACUCAAUUCUUAAGGACAAAGCACCAGAAGAGGCGAACUUGGAACGUGAUGAUCUAUUUGCCAGCACGGCCAAGAAGGGCAAAGCCGUGCAAAAGGCUGCUGAGAAGGCUGCUGAAGAUGCUGCUGCUGCUGAUGAUGGUGAGAGGAACGAAGAUGGUAGCCUGAAGUCAAAGAAGGAGAAAGAAAAGGAGAAGAAGGAGAGGGAGAAGCAGCGGAAGAAGGAGCAGGCUGCUAAGAAGAAAGCUACUGCGCCAACACCUGCUGCGAAAGUCGAACCAGCCAAACCUACGCCAGAGGUCAAGGCAGAAGCGCCACAAGCUGCUGAUGCGACUGGCAAGAAAAAGAAGCUUCCGGCACAUUUAGCCGCUAUCCAGAAACAACAAGAGGCUCUCCAAAAACUGCGAGAAGAGCAAGCCAAGCUUGAUGCUGAGGCGAGGGCGGCAGAGGAGGAACGGCAGCGCAGGGAGGCUGAAGAGGAGAAGCGCAAGGAAGAAGCUCGAGCUCGUAAGAAGGAGAAAGAAAAGGAGAAGAAGGAGCAGCUAAAGAAAGAAGGAAAGUUCAUGUCCGAAGCUGAGAAGAAACGGAGAGCUCAGCAAGAUCAUCGAAUGAAGCAAAUGCUUGAUGCUGGUGUCAAAGUCGAGGGCCUGAAGGGUGAUGCAGACGUUGCAGCGGAGCGCAAGAAAUCUGCCCCAGACAAGAAGAAGAAGGUUCCCAAGAAGCAAGAGGACGAUCUUGAAGCUGCUGCAGAACGUGCCAGGUUACAAGCCGAAGAAGCAGAACAGGAGCGAAAGAGACUUGCUGAAGCGGUAGCAAAGGCCAAAGCCGAAGCCGAAGCUAUUGAGGCAGCAGCGCCACACGAAAGCGACGGUUUGGAGGACUGGGAGCAGGCAGCAGAUGCAGAAGAUGUGAAGGACAGUUGGGACGCUGAGUCGGGCGACGAGGCGACAUCACAAUCUCCACGAGUUACCAAUGGAGCGAAGCAAGCAGGCUCCGUCAUCAAUGGCAAGCCCACAGCCAAUAUUCCCGUACGGGCAUCAAAGCCUCAAAAUAAAGAUGGAUAUGCAGAGUCGGACUCUGAUGAGGAGUCUUCUUCGGGAGAGGAGGGCACCACAGCGCAGAAGGCAGCCGCUCAAAAGAAGGCCGAAGCAGCGGCCCGAAGACAAAAGGCGCACGAAGAAGCAUUGGCAGCCCGAUCGGCAGACAACCUCAGGUCUCCAAUUUGCUGUAUUCUUGGCCAUGUCGAUACUGGGAAAACAAAAUUGCUGGACAAGAUCCGACAGACUAACGUACAAGAAGGCGAAGCAGGUGGUAUCACUCAACAGAUCGGCGCUACCUAUUUUCCAACGUCGGCUUUGCAGGAGAAGAUUGCCGCUGUCAAUAAAGAUGGCAAUUUCGACUUCAAAGUGCCAGGUCUUCUGGUUAUUGAUACACCAGGUCACGAAUCUUUUUCGAAUCUGCGAUCGCGGGGAUCUUCGCUCUGCAACAUUGCCAUCCUCGUGGUUGAUAUCAUGCACGGUCUAGAGCCACAAACUUUGGAGUCCAUGAGGCUGCUGAGGGACCGCAAGACACCUUUUAUUGUGGCGUUGAACAAAAUCGAUCGGUUGUAUGGUUGGAAAAAGAUCGACAACAAUGGCUUUCUGGACAGUCUGGCAAUGCAAAACAAGGGUGUGCAGAGUGAAUUCAGGGACAGGUUGGACAAGACGAAGGUCGCUUUUGCCGAGCAAGGCUUCAACUCGGAACUCUUUUCGGAGAACAAAUCCAUGGCCAAAAACGUGUCUCUGGUGCCAACCUCCGCACAUACUGGCGAGGGCAUCCCGGACAUGCUCAAACUUCUUAUCACCCUUACACAAGAACGCAUGACCAACAAACUCAUGUACCUCUCGGAAGUCGAGUGUACGGUACUUGAAGUCAAGGUUAUAGAGGGGCUUGGGACUACAAUCGAUGUUAUCCUUUCGAACGGGGUGCUUCGGGAAGGUGAUCGAAUCGUGUUGUGCGGUCUGAACGGUGCCAUCACAACCAACAUCCGUGCUCUUCUUACACCCGCCCCUCUCAAAGAAUUAAGACUGAAGUCGGCAUAUGUUCACAACAAGGAAGCCAAGGCGUCGUUGGGUGUCAAGAUUGCCGCAAAUGACCUUGAAGGCGCAAUUGCAGGGUCGCGUCUGCUAGUUGUUGGCCCGGAGGACGAUGAAGAGGACCUCGAAGACGAAGUGAUGGGUGACUUGGCCCAGCUGCUCAACAAAGUGUCCAAAGAUUCGAGAGGUGUCAGCGUGCAGGCUUCUACUUUGGGUUCACUGGAGGCCUUGCUUGAAUUUCUCAAAGUCUCAAAGAUUCCUGUGGCCAACAUCUCGAUUGGGCCCGUGUACAAACGAGAUGUCCUGAUGGCUGGAACAAUGUUGGAGAAGGCGAAACAAUACGCUGUGAUGCUGUGCUUCGAUGUCAAGGUCGACAAAGAUGCUCAAGCGUAUGCAGAUGAGGUGGGAGUCAAGAUCUUCACUGCUGAUAUCAUCUAUCACUUGUUCGAUGAUUUCACGAAGCAUAUGGCAGCAUUGGCCGAGCAGAAGAAGGAGGAGAACAAGCUUCUGGCGGUGUUCCCCUGCGUGCUCACCCCCAUCAAAGUCUUCAACAAGAAGGACCCGAUCGUGAUUGGUGUGGAUGUUACGGAUGGCAACUUGAGACUUACAACCCCUAUUGCGGCUGUGAAGACCAACCCUGUGACAAAUGUGAAAGAGGUCAUACACCUUGGUAGAGUGACAUCCAUUGAAAGGGAUCACAAGCACAUUCCUCUUGUCAAGAAGGGUCAGCCAUCAGUUGCAAUCAAGAUCGAAGGACCCAACCAGCCGCUGUAUGGUCGGCAGCUCGAAGAGUCUGACAUCCUGUACUCGCUCAUCUCGCGGAAUUCCAUAGACACGCUGAAGGAGUUCUAUCGGGCGGACGUCAGUACAGAUGAAUGGCAGCUAAUACGAAAGUUGAAGCCGCUAUUCGAUAUCCCAUGA
Molecule: messenger RNA, 3249 nt
Organism: Endocarpon pusillum Z07020
Lineage: Eukaryota; Fungi; Ascomycota; Eurotiomycetes; Verrucariales; Verrucariaceae
Exons: 3
Coding region: 1-3249 (1082 amino acids)
Molecular function (GO): GTP binding; GTPase activity; translation initiation factor activity
Source: RefSeq, a predicted model, not a curated record